Lathyrus oleraceus (garden pea) is the source of this 958-nucleotide messenger RNA. RefSeq names its product probable peroxygenase 5. The coding region runs from base 153 to 773 and encodes 206 amino acids. The transcript has 4 exons. NCBI's taxonomy places the organism in Eukaryota, Viridiplantae, Streptophyta, Magnoliopsida, Fabales, Fabaceae. The record is from RefSeq and is a predicted model, not a curated record. Gene Ontology annotation, molecular function: monooxygenase activity; calcium ion binding.
UGAAACAUAUAUAAAAGCCAUGAUACUAUAUCCUACACGCUACGCUUUCUUUCACCUAUAAAUGCACAACACAUUAAACUAAAAGCAACACUUGCUCAAAAUCACUUUCCUCUAAAAUUCAUUUUUUUUAGUUAAGCAUUCUAUACAUCAACAUGGCAUCUUCUUCAUCAGAUUGCAAGCAAUUAGAGGAAGGAUUUGUUGGUGGUGUUGAGGAUAAGAAACAUAAUCCAGUUCAUGAAAAUUUUCUUCAGAAACAUGCUGCUUUCUUUGAUGUCAAUAAAGAUGGUCUUAUUUAUCCAUGGGAAACUUUCCGAGCGAUGCGUGAAAUCGGGAGUGGAGUGUUGUUAUCAACUGCAGCUGCUGUUUUCAUCAAUAUUUCCCUCAGUCAGACUACUCGUCCGGGAAAGUUUCCAUCUCCACUUUUUCCAAUUGAAGUUAAGAAUAUCAAACUAGGCAAACAUGGCAGUGACAGUGGAGCUUAUGACAGUGAAGGAAGGUUUGUUGAAUCAAAAUUUGAAGAAAUUUUCAUGAAACAUGCACAUACUCAUCCAAAUGCUUUAACACAUGAUGAGCUCGACGAGUUGAUAAAGGCAAAUAGAGAACCUAAAGAUAUCAAAGGAAGGAUUGGUGGCUUUGUUGAAUGGAAAAUUCUUUACAAACUUGCGAAAGACAAGAAUGGUUUACUUCCCAAAGAAACAAUUCGUGGUGUUUAUGAUGGAAGCUUGUUUGAAGUGCUCAAAAAGGAACAUGCAAAAAGAAAAAGUUCUUCCUAAUAUUAUGAGUCAUAAUAUGUUAAUUUAUCUGUAUAGACAAAUAUACAAAAGUUUGUUUAUACAAUUGAUGCUCCGUAUAUAAUUUACAAAGUAUGUCAAUUUGUUUUGGUUUCAUCCUUCAUUUAUUUGUGUUAAGUAAUGUAUCUGCAUGACAAUUUAUAUAUAUGUUCCCGAGUGAUUUUGUA